ACGCAGACUUGCUAGACAUUACUGCUUGGACAACAAGUCCAUUUUGCUUGUCUGAAAAGUUAAAAUCCAAAACCCUAAGACCAUAAAUCAAAACCUCUGAAACCUCAUCGUCCUCUCACCUUCGAAGCUCUCUCUCACACUCUCUCUCAUUCUAUAUAUAUAUAUAUUGUGUAUAUAUUAUCAAUGGCAUUUACUGGAGGGCGAUUCAAGGAGCUAUUCAAGAAAUACGGCAAGGUCGCAUUGGGCGUGCACUUCUCAGUCUCAGCAGCCUCUGUCGCAGGCCUGUAUGUCGCUAUCAAGAACAAUGUCGAUGUCGAAUCGAUGCUCGAAAAGGUCGGUAUGGGAGGUGUCUCCACCACCAAAGCAGAGGAACCCAACACCCAGCAACUGCCCCAAACAAAUUCCGAGAUGACCAAUGGGUACAUUCUCGAUGAAGCACCGCGAGGUCAGGAAACUACGACGGCGACUAAGAAGAGGAAUCGGACGGCUGAGUUGGCUGCUUCUAGUGGUGGGGCUCUCGCUCUGGCUGUUCUUUGUAAUAAGGCUCUGUUUCCGGUUAGGGUUCCGAUCACUAUCGCUCUCACGCCGCCGAUUUCGAGGUUCUUAGCGAGGCGUCAGAUUAUCAAGAACAGUGGUAUGGUUUAAUUGAUAUUAAGACCAACGGGAGUGCUAUGGAGAUGCGUGGAAUCAUGAUUUUGAUCACUUGAAGCUCCAUUUGCCAAUGAUUCAACUAUGGAAGGAUUAAUAAUGUGAUCUGAUGUUUACCUAAUGCUACUUGUUUUAUGUAUGAUCUCACAAUGACUUGUCCCUUCCCAUUGCCGCGCAGCUUGAUCCUUUUUGAAUCUCACAGCCCUUUAUGGAAGUGUUUUUUUAAUUUUUUUUUUUCACUAGAGCUUUUUGGUGCUUUCCAUCUUCUCAUCGAGACAGUGAGAGGUUGUGAAGCUCGGCGGACUACUAUAAUCUUUUUUGCUUGAGCCAUCAGACUCAGCUAUGGAAUAUGAUAUUUAUGUGUUCAUCA
Molecule: messenger RNA, 1018 nt
Organism: Cornus florida
Lineage: Eukaryota; Viridiplantae; Streptophyta; Magnoliopsida; Cornales; Cornaceae
Exons: 2
Coding region: 184-645 (153 amino acids)
Cellular component (GO): mitochondrion
Source: RefSeq, a predicted model, not a curated record